GUGGGACGCAUAAGGUACGGAAAAAGUUACAAGCCUAUUCAUAAAAUCAGAGUGCUGACUCGGCAUCGGAGCAGCAUCCUAUGGAUAAUGUUGUCUUUCAUAUCGGGGCCAAUAUCCGGAUUCCAACAAAACAUUUCUCAUGUACAAAAAGAAAACUCAGCCUUUUCACUCUCUUCACCCUGUUUCUAAGUUCUCCUCUCUCUCUCUCUCGAUAUGUAAACUCCCACCGGCAUUGUUCACUUCAAAGUUCGAUUCCCACUUCAGCAAACAACAGCCUUGCACAAACCACCUUGUCUUAUAUUCCGUCUACACAAAACCGUAGCCAUUUUUGUGGCGCAGCAGAAACAGAGACGGGUCGGAGUAGGUGAAGGAGACCUCAGACGGGUAAAAAUGGCUUCCACUGUAUCAUUGUACGAGGUUCUUGGGAUCCCCGUGAGCGCGAGUUGCCACGAGAUCAAAGCCGCGUAUAGAAGGCUGGCAAGAAUUUGUCACCCUGAUGUGGUGGCAAUUGGCCGGAAAGAAACAUCAGCCAACGAGUUCAAGAAGAUCCAUGCAGCGUAUUCGACGCUUUCCGACCCCGACAAGCGUGCUUGUUACGAUAGAGAAAUUUAUAGGCAUCGUCGAGGGCAUUAUGGUUCUUCGGAGCUGACAUCGGCGAUGUCGGGGUUUGCCGCAUGUACUAAGAGGAACUGGGAGACCGAUCAGUGUUGGUAGCUGCAUUCGAUUUAGAAGGCCAUAUAUAUGUACAGGCGUGUGUCAUCCGCUCUGUUCUUCACUUUGUGUGAUAAACUUUUUGUGGUUUUGAUUGAAAGCUGUAUAGCAAAAAGUCAGAAAUGGGCAAGAUUGCCGUUCUCUCUCUCUCUCUCUUAAUGUAUAUAUUUUAAGCUAA
This is a messenger RNA of Carya illinoinensis, 889 nucleotides long. Its product is annotated as chaperone protein dnaJ 11, chloroplastic-like. The transcript has a single exon. Bases 391 to 714 code for a protein of 107 amino acids. The record is from RefSeq and is a predicted model, not a curated record. Lineage: Eukaryota; Viridiplantae; Streptophyta; Magnoliopsida; Fagales; Juglandaceae.